Fusarium venenatum is the source of this 462-nucleotide messenger RNA. Lineage: Eukaryota; Fungi; Ascomycota; Sordariomycetes; Hypocreales; Nectriaceae. The record is from RefSeq and is a predicted model, not a curated record.
AUGAAUGCUUUGAUCGACGUCGACGUCACUCAUCCGGACAUUGUUCGUCUUCCCGUGUGUAGCCCUGAAAAGGCCUAUCAGGCAUGGGACACUGGCAAGCCGGGCACUAUCCCCUUCUAUCCGUGCGAGCCACCCGCGGGCAGAAAAACAUGUGGUGAUUCGAGCUUCGAGAAUGAGACGAGCGACAAGUCUCCAUUAAUCAAGGACUGUUUGGACAUCAUCAAAAACAUUGACACUACAUUAGUUGGUGUACUGAGGCAAAGACAGAUUGUCAACUCUGGUUCAUAUGCCCUUGGAGUGGAGGCUACGAAGGCUGAUAGAAAUGCCGACUUUGUCGUUGGUGGUCAGGAUGUCAUCAACAUCAUCAACACCGCUAUUGGUAAGUAUGGCAAGAAUGACAAGAUAGGUGCCGUGGGUAACAUGGAUUGCACUGGUACCGUCAAGAAGGAAUCUAUUCACUAG